Molecule: messenger RNA, 621 nt
Organism: Oncorhynchus keta (chum salmon)
Lineage: Eukaryota; Metazoa; Chordata; Actinopteri; Salmoniformes; Salmonidae
Exons: 12
Coding region: 1-621 (206 amino acids)
Source: RefSeq, a predicted model, not a curated record
AUGAACUAUGCCCAGCGAGUGACCCCCACAUCGGUGGCUAACUACAGCUCUGAUCCCCCUCUGUCCCCCCCCUCCCCUCGCUUCCUCCCCCCUAACUACAGCUCUGAUCCCCCUCUGUCCCCCCGCUCCCCUCGCUUCCUCCCCCCUAACUACAGCUCUGAUCCCCCUCUGUCCCCCCGCUCCCCUCGCUUCCUCCCCCCUAACUACAGCUCUGAUCCCCCUCUGUCCCCCCGCUCCCCUCGCUUCCUCCCCCCUAACUACAGCUCUGAUCCCCCUCUGUCCCCCCGCUCCCCUCGCUUCCUCCCCCCUAACUACAGCUCUGAUCCCCCUCUGUCCCCCUCCCCUCGCUUCCUCCCCCCUAACUACAGCUCUGAUCCCCCUCUGUCCCCCCCCUCCCCUCGCUUCCUCCCCCCUAACUACAGCUCUGAUCCCCCUCUGUCCCCCGCUCCCCUCUCUUCCUCCCCCCUAACUACAGCUCUGAUCCCCUCUGUCCCCCGCUCCCCUCGCUUCCUCCCCCCUAACUACAGCUCUGAUCCCCCUCUGUCCCCCCCCCCUCGCUUCCUCCCCCCUAACUACAGCUCUGAUCCCCCUCUGUCCCCCUCCUCCUCCUCCUCCCCUUAG